Aureobasidium pullulans EXF-150 is the source of this 3286-nucleotide messenger RNA. Its product is annotated as transcription elongation factor Spt5. The record is from RefSeq and is a predicted model, not a curated record. The transcript has 3 exons. Gene Ontology annotation, biological process: transcription elongation by RNA polymerase II; regulation of transcription by RNA polymerase II; regulation of DNA-templated transcription elongation. Bases 184 to 3189 code for a protein of 1001 amino acids. Lineage: Eukaryota; Fungi; Ascomycota; Dothideomycetes; Dothideales; Saccotheciaceae. Gene Ontology annotation, cellular component: DSIF complex. Gene Ontology annotation, molecular function: mRNA binding.
ACAGCGUCAGCGACAGUCACCUCGACAAACUUCCCCAAAUCAAAAGCACCAUUCGCCUCGACCUCCUCGCCAUCCACUCGACUUAUCGACACUUACUCACUUCAUUCCUACUCGACCGCCGACUGAACACCAACUUCUCCUCCAGCGGCGCCGCGUCGCUCUUUACACGCAGCAUUCCUCACAAUGUCCAACUACCGUAAUCAAGACUUUGGCGAUGCCGCCUCGGAUGAGGAAGAAGACGAUUUCAACCCCGUCACUCAUGCCUCUGACGAUGAGGGUGCCGACAACGAUGACAACGACCAAAGACAAGACAACAACCAGGCCGACGAUGACGAUCAUGUCCAGACCACCAAUCGCCGUCAGUCUGCGCAAAGCGACGACCAGGAUGAAGAUGCCGCUCCUGUCAGCCGCCGUGCAAACAACGACGAUGAUGAUGAAGAGGACGAGGACGACGAGGAAGAAGAAGAGGACGAAGACGAAGACGAUGAAGAUAUAGGCCAACCUCGAAAACGCCGCCGCAAGGGUCCCCGCAACCAAUUCCUCGAUGUUGAAGCCGAAGUUGAUGAUGAAGAUGAGGAGGAGCCCGAUGAGGAUGAUGAGGUUGCUGGCGAAGAGAUGCACCCUGACGACUUGCUUGAGCUUCCCGCUGGUGCCGAGCGCGACGACCGCAAGCAUCGUGAACUCGACAGACAGCGCGAUCUGGCCGCUAGCAUGGAUGCCGAGAAACAAGCCCAGGCCCUGAAGGAGCGUUAUGGAAGAAACAGAGCUGCUAACGUCGACUCGGCUGUUGUACCACAGCGCUUGCUACUCCCCAGUGUCGAGGACCCGCACAUUUGGCGUCUCAAGUGCAAGCCUGGAAAAGAGCGUGAAGUUGUCUUUGCCAUCAUGAAGCGUAUCGAGGAUCGCGCUGGCACUAGGGAGCCAUUGCAGCUGAUCUCGGCCUUUGAAAGAGGAGGUGUUAUGGCUGGAAACCUUUACUGCGAAGCUCGAAUUGUCGACGAUGUCACAACUGCUCUUGAAGGCUUGCAAAAUGUCUACAUGGGCACCAAGCCUAUGAUGGUCCCCAUUACCGAGAUGCCUGAUCUUCUCCGCACUCGCAAGAGCAAGUCGCUUGAGCCCGGCAUGUACGUCCGUGUCAAGCGCGGAAAGUACGCUGGCGAUCUGGCUCAGAUUGAUGAAGUUGAAUCGAACGGUACCGAGGUCACACUUCGUCUUAUCCCUCGUCUGGAUUAUGGCUUGAACGACGAUGUUAAUGCCCCCGCUGACAACAAACGCAAGCGCUUUGGCUUUGGCGCGAACACUGGUCCCCGCCCCCCACAACGUCUGUUCAGCGAGAACGAGGCAAGAAAGCGUCAUGGUCGCUACCUGACCAAGGGUACUGGCUUCACCGCGAAUACUUGGACCUACAUGAACGAUACCUACGUCGAUGGUUUCCUGAUCAAGGACUACAAGGCUAACCACCUGCAGUCUGAGGAUGUCAACCCUACCCUUGAGGAGGUUACCAAGUUUGCUGCUGACGCCGAGGACGGAACUGAGAAUCUGGAUCUUUCUGCUCUCGCAGCUACCAUCAAGAGCAACAGCUCCGGUGCCUUCCUUCCUGGUGAUCACGUCGAGAUCUGGCAAGGUGAACAGCGUGGAGUUGUCGGAAAGGCUGUCUCAGUACACUCUGACAUUGUGCGCAUCCUCGUAUCCACUGGCGAGCUUGCCGGUCAGAUCAUCGAAUCCCCUGUCAAAGGCCUACGUAAGCUCUUUAGAGAAGGUGAUCACGUAAAGGUCAUUGGCGGCAGCAAGUACUUCGAUGAAGUCGGAAUGGUCGUCAAGAUUGUCGAAGACCGUGUCACAAUUUUGACUGAUUCAAAUCAAACCGAGAUCACCGUCUUUAGCAAAGACUUGCGUGUCGCUACAGAUUCCGGUGGUCAGGUUGGUGUUGGCAAAUACGAUCUACACGAAUUGGUCCAGCUGGAUGCUGCCACGGUGGCUUGUGUGAUCAAGGUUGAUCGCGAAUCUCUUCGUGUCCUUGAUCAGACUGGCACCGUCAGGUCUCUUCUCCCUUCAAAUAUCUCCAACAAGCUUGAACGUCGCAAGCUUGCUGUCGCCACCGAUCGUGAGGGUUCCGAGAUCCACAUUGAUGAUACCGUCAAGGAGGAAGGUGGCGAAGGCAAACAGGGCCGUGUCCUCCACAUUCAUCGCAACUUCCUCUUUGCGCACAACAGAGAGCAGACUGACAAUGCUGGUGUCUUUGUCGUUCGCACAAACAACGUCAAGACUGUCGCAGCCAAGGGUGGUAGAGUCGCCUCAGCUCAGGCAGGUCUUAUGAAGAUGAACCCAGCACUGCAGCGUCCGGGAGCACAGCAGGCUGGUGCACAAGGCAUGCCUCCACCACGUCAGAUGGGCCGCGACAGACUCAUCGGCAAAACAAUCACAAUCCGUAAAGGCCCCCACAAGGGUCUGUUGGGUAUUGUCAAGGACAGUACUGACACUCAUGCGCGUGUAGAGGUUCAUGGUAGCAAGAAGAUCAUCUCCAUCGCGAAAGAGUUUCUCACUGUCAGAGACCCCAUCACAGGUGCUGUUAUCCAGCAAAACGCAGGCCAACGUCCUGGCGCCCCACCAGCGGGUGGUGCUGGCGGCAGACCUCCGGCAUGGGGUGGUGCCACUCCUGGCAGAUUUGGAGCUACGCCCAGACCAUCAGAUGGCGGACGCACUCCUGCUUGGAAGCCCGCAGCCGGUGGCCGUACACCUGCAUGGGCGGGCGCAGGCGCUGGUGGAAGAACUGCCUACGGCGGUGCCAGUGGAGUUAGCAGUGUCCCUGCCUGGCAAAGAGGAGGCGGAGGCAGCACAGCCUAUGGCGGUACAACCGCAUACGGAGGUCAAACGUCUUACGGAGGUGGGACUUCCUACGGCGGCGGCACCGCAUAUGGAGGAGGCACAUGGAACCCCAACACCCGCACACCAUUCCAUGCCGGCGGUACUGCAUAUGACCCCGGAUCAAAAACUCCUGCCUACGGCGGCAUGGAUGCUCCCACGCCUGGCUACAACAGUGCACCAACUCCUGGCAACCUGGACCAGCCUACUCCAGGAUAUGGUCAAUACCGCACUCCAGCAGCCGCACCGACUCCUGGAGCCUUCCCCGAAACACCUGGAGCUUGGAACGCAGACACUCCCGCUGGCGACGGCCCAGGAUACGACUAAGCGUCAAAGGUUACGACCAUGAAAAUGGACAAGAAAGUUUUUGCAUUAAUGGCGUUUCGAGUGUUUCUCGGAGGCAAGGUUCGUGGAUUCGAGGGCG